This is a messenger RNA of Medioppia subpectinata, 711 nucleotides long. The record is from the annotation of a GenBank genome assembly. Lineage: Eukaryota; Metazoa; Arthropoda; Arachnida; Sarcoptiformes; Oppiidae.
AUGAAUUCAUCCAAUUAUGAUCCCAUCCGGAUGUGGAACUCAGGCUUACAAAUGGCUGCACUUAACUAUCAAACGCCCGACAAAUCUAUGCAAUUAAAUGAAGCCGUGUUUAUGCAAAACGGCAAAAGUGGUUAUGUUUUAAAACCUCAGUAUAUGUUUGACGACAACUAUAAUCCUUAUGAAAAGCCGUUAGAAUUACAGAAUUAUAAUCCAGUUAUACUGACAGUUAGGGUAAUCGGUGCCAGAAAUCUAAAGAAAUCACUGAAAGGAAUAGUCAGUCCUUCCAUCGAAAUAGAGAUAAUAGGCGUUGACUAUGACUGCAGAAAGUGCUUAACUCGAGUCGUCCAUGAUAACGGCCUGAACCCCGUUUGGUCGAGUGAGACGUUUGUGUUUAACAUAACGUGUCCCGAAUUGGCGUUAAUCCGCUUUUUGGUCUGUCAUUUGGACACUUUCGACGACUCGAGUUUUGUCGGACAUUCAACACUCCCUAUCACUUGUUUGAGACCAGGUUAUAGAAGCGUUCAAUUGAAGAAUGAGUUCAGCGAAGAACUCGAUUUAUCGACACUUCUUAUUCAUUUGGAUAUCAGAAGAGCUAAGGAUAAUAAUAUCAAGACUUCAGUAGAAAUGUUAAAACAUUUAUCGGAAAACUUGUCUAAAAUGAUCGCCGACUCAGAAAAGUGCGGAAACGAAACGGAAGUGAAAAGAUUUAAA